GGACCAUGUCACUGAGAGGGUGAAGGAGCACCAGAAGGAAGACCAGAGUGGUCUGGUGUAUCAGCGAGGAACUGAACAUUUUGAUAUGUUACUGUGGAGAUGCAGAGAAAUGAGGAGAUGUGGUAAAGAUGCACUGGUCAUCUGAGUGGGCAGAACAACACUAUGACAUCACUUCCACCACAUCACCUCCUGCCCACCCUAAACCUGUUCCAUACCCACAGCACAGUCAUCCUGCUUUCUCCGGUUAUUCCGACGAUAUCGGUGCUCUCAGUGCCUCCACCUUGCUGAAGCGCUAUGCCGAGCGGUAUUCCUUCAGUCCGGUCUACCCAGAGCCCGGAGCGUUCCGAAGAAGUGAGCCCGCCCAGGAUGCCUGGUCAGUGGGCUACAACCCAGAUGGGAUAGAUGGAAUAAAAGGUUCAUUAGCAAGUGCAAGUAACCUUUCAGAGCAAAUUGGUAAUGGGCACAUAUCUCAGGAUUAUACCUCCACCUACACCGGGUCACACUUGUAUCCUCGACCCACUUACUUGCACCAGCCUGCUUUUGCCUUACCUCCAAGCUACCCGCCUCCUGCCCCGGUCUAUACCUAUCCCUCUGGUCUAACCACCCCUAGUUCUCCUUCCCUGCUACCACCUAUAAGCAGCAGCCUCCACACCACCCACAGUGCUCAGGCACUAAAGCGGCCUGAGGACACACAAGAACACAACAAGCCUUUCGAAUUUGAUCAAAAUAAAAGCACCAGAGUGUCACCUUACACAGCAAGGGGUAACACUGAGCAUCCUAUCAGCAAUGGUAUCCCAAAUAGCAGUGCGGAUCCACAGCACUUCAGACCAGACAGGCUUCUCCCUCAGCCAGAUAUGAAGGUAGACCAGGUGAGAAAGAGCAGCUAUUCCCAGCCCUCAGAGACAACCUCUUAUAAUGGUGCUGAGCAAUACACCUACCCCUGAGGUGGCUCGAAUUAUACAACCUAGUGGAGUGUUUUUACAGCAUUUUACUCAUCACUCUACAUUUGAAAGAGAAUGAAAUAGUGGUGAUGAGAGAAUGUUAGUUGUUAAAUUAGAUUUUAGUUUAUUAUUGGGAAUUUUAAAGAAUUCACGCUCACACCAAAUUACAUUUUAUGAUUCCUGGGUUCAAAUAAAGUGAAUCAAGUUUUUUACAAAUGGAUGUGUUUAGGGAUGUACGUCAUUCUUUCACCCCAGUAAAAUUUUCUGGAUUUAUUCCUAGUGAAACCUGGGUGAGGUUUAUUUCCCAGAUAGAUCUGUAAGAAUGUCAGCAUCUCAAAAAUAUAUUGAUAUUCACAAACUGGCCUAAGCGCCACACAGCUUUGCUUUGUCCCACUGCGAUGGUGAGGUUAUCUAGGAGCCAUUUAUGUUCCUGCUUUACAUACUGAACAUUGCUGGUAGGUUUCAUGCAAGCCACAGCCAAUAUUUACACUUCUGCCUCAGUAACCUUUUUUGAAAUCCAAGGAACCUUUUCAAGAACUAAAGAAAUUAAUUUCAUGAUUGUGCAACUAGACAGAACUAUUAAAGAUCAAGUUCUAUCAGCUUCCUCCAUGUUUUGCCUCAAUCUGCUGUUCUCACCCAGGAGAUAUCUGAACUCCUCAGUUCCUCAGAAGGUUCCUAAACCUUGGUGGAAACACAGCCUAUAUCCUUAGAGCUUUACAUUUCCUUUUCCUCAGACUGACUAUUGUUCUCUAACCCCCGCUCUGUAAGUAAUCAAUCAGGGUAGUGAAGCGUAAGCCACAGCAAGCACUAAUCCCCCACACCAGUCAAUAAAUUCCAGUGUGGAGAGUGAAGAUAGAGAAGGAAGGCGGGGAAAUUUUAAAGAUUAGGUUAAUAGUCAGGUAUUUAUACUCAGGAAAAUACUCAGGAAUUUAGAAUAUAAAUGUUUACAAGUUUUCUUUAAGAACAUGAUGUUUUAAUGGAAACCUCUUAUGUAUCCUAGACAUAAACUCGCACAAGUAUUAUGAGAAAUAUGCAAUUUGUGAAACUUCAGAAGGAGAGUUUACUCUGCAAAUCAUAAAUGUCUACAUUAUCUCAGGAAUGAUGGGAAAAGCUUGAGGAAUGCAAAUGUCUUUUUUACUUUUCUGUUUUUAUUAAUGGAAAAAAAUGUUCAUGCUGAGAAUCAUUAACACUCAUUAUGCAGCCAAUUAAGAAAGAAUGUAGUCAUCUGUGUGGUAACAGAUUUGUCAUGCUUACAGUGAACACUUUACAGAAACACUGUUACUUAAAGGUCCUAGCAGUAUUGAAUAAUUCUUUUUAUUUGCUAUUGUUUAUCAUGUCACAAGGAGUUUUUAAGUAGAUAAAAUAAAACAAAAAUGCUGAACUUUCUCGUCUUCUGAUCCUCAAGUUUCUGCUCCACAGGAAUAGAAUGUCAUUAACACUACCUCAUGUGCUUGUAUGUUGAUUUUUUUUUUUUUCUUGAAUUUAAAGAGUGAUUGACAGGAUUUUUGUAUGUUUUAUUCUGGAAACUUCUGCUUUA
Tachysurus vachellii is the source of this 2478-nucleotide messenger RNA. RefSeq names its product fidgetin-like protein 2. The record is from RefSeq and is a predicted model, not a curated record. The transcript has 2 exons. Bases 129 to 944 code for a protein of 271 amino acids. Lineage: Eukaryota; Metazoa; Chordata; Actinopteri; Siluriformes; Bagridae.